CAGUGUCUACCCUAGAUUUGGGGGCUGUGGCCCUGCACAGUGAGCAGGGCUGGGAGCACAAACUCUCUAAGUAGUGUCCAGGGCAGGACAGGACAGGUAAAGUAACUAUGGCUCAUCCACUCUGGGGGGAAACAACGGUCACUACAUCACCACCCCAAAGUCCCCAUGAGUCUAUCUCACUCCCUGCCAUAGCACAUCCCAGUUUCCUUAGACUGUGGUUGGCCCUUCUACCCACUCUGAUCCCCUUCCACCCUAGCCUACCCUACACUUUAUCCCCAGUGGAUUUCUUUAACACCACUCUUGCUCCUGGAAUGGGACUUAGUGGCAAUUCCCAAAUAUCUCAGUUCUUUCAAAUAAAGAGAAUGAGGUAUUAUGUGGUUUUCUGCCACCACACCUUUAAGGUGGGAGUAUUCCAACUUUCCCAUCUAUGUGUCCCUUCACAUGAACAUAUUGACAAUAUAUAUCAUCACAAUUAUAGCUAGUAUUAACUGAGCGCUAUGUGCCAGGCGUGUCAGCCCUUUACAUUCAUCACCCUUCAUCCUCACAACCCUUUGGGCUAGGUAGAUUAUUAACCCUGUUCACAGUUGGGGAAAUCCUUGGCAAAAGAGGGAAAUAACUUGCCCAAAACAGAAAAAAAAAGAAAAAGAAAAAAGCUGGGGAGAGGUACAAUCAACAUUUAACCUCACCAGGUCUAAUGCCAAAGCCCAUGGGGUACUUUUUUUUGUUUUCCAUCUUUAAUUUGUAAUAUUUAAAACCUACAGAAAUUUGCAAGAAUACACCCAUAUACCGUUCAUCUAGAUUCAAAUAUUAACAUUUUACUACAUUUGCUUUAUCUUUGUGCAUACGUGUGUGUGUACAUAUAAUAUAAAUGGUUGGUAUACACAUUUUUUUUCUGAAUUUGCGAGUAAGUUGCAGGUGUGAUAACACUUCGCCCCUAAAAUGUUUCAGUACCUAUCUCCUACUAACAAGGACGUUCUCUGUAACCACAAAAUGAGUAGCACACUCAGGAAACUUAACAUCCACACAAUAUUAUUUUCUAAUAUACAGUCCAUCAUCAAAUCCCCACAAUUGUCCCAAUUGCUGGUUUUUUUUAAAUCAAGGAUCCAAUUAAGUAUACAUAUUGAAUUUAGCUGUCGUGUCUUUUUGGUGUCCUUUAACAGACUUUUUUUGUAUUUAAGUACAUUGAUACUUUUUUAGGAGUUCAGACCAGAUUUUUGUGGAAUACUUCCUACUUUGGAUUUGCCUGAUUAUUUCCUCAUAACGAGAUUCAAGUUAAACAUUUUUGGCAGGAAUACCACAUGGGUAACACUGUCUUUCUCAGUGCAGCACAUCAGGGCACAAGAUGUCAGUUUACUGGUGGUGGUAUUAAGUCUGAUGACUCGGUGGCCCAUGUUUCUUGCUACAGCGAACUGCCUGCUGUGUGCCAGGCACUAUGCUAGGCUUUGGGGGGUGGGAAUAGGGGCGGCAUAGAGAAGUGAAUGAGCCACAAGCCACAAUCUUUACUUUUAGCAGUUCACAGUCCAGUGAGGAAGUACCUACGAACAGAUUAAACAUGUGAUAAACACUUAAAGCAACUGUACAAAGGGCUGUGGUCACAUUGUAGGGCAGGGGGAUUACACCACUGAAUGGGGUGAGGCAGGGUGCCCGGGGGAGAAAAGACACUGAGAGAUGAGAUAAUAUUUAAAUGGAGUUCGAAAGAUUUGAGAAAUAGUUUAACAGGUAGAAAAGGAAAUGAAAGCCCUGAUAGGUAGAGGGAACAGCAUAUGCAAAAGUAGGAGGUAUGAAUGGCAGCUCCUCACCACACAGAGAAGAGUUCAGUCUCUUGCUGCCAAGGAGGUAGGUGUGUGUAUAAAAGGGCCUUUCCAUCUCUGCCAUUUUCCGAUAACUAAUCCUAAGAACAAGCCCUGCCUCUAACGUGGGCUUAAGUGAGUUUGACAGUUCACCAUAGGCUUUCACUUUCUUUUCGAUUAUGCCUCACCACAGCCCCCCUAGUUAGCCAGACAGAUAUGGCUUUUGCACUUCUCAGAUGAGGAAACUGAAGCCCCAGAGAUAAAGUGGCCAGCUCAAUUCACAGGCCGGUAGAUGUCAGGGCUGGGGCUCAAGAAUGGAACUGGAAUGUUCUAUUUACCUAGGAGAUCUGGUUGCUCAGCACUUGGAAUCCUCUACCUCCAAAAGGCCAGACGCCUCACCAGUCCCUCGUGUGCCACAGAAGACACAAGAGUGACUCCAAGCUCCACUCCCCCAGCGUGCCUGUGCUCCCCUCAUGCCCAGGUUCCCUCUGGCCCCACCAGGAGAAGAAGAGGAUGGCCUACGGAAAGUCAAAUAUCUUGGAGGUUGGCAGAUCGAUGUACAAGUACCCAUGGCUGGAAUAUCCAGAAAGGGCCAAAGAAUUCCGAAAGGCCAUGGCUCCUGUUCGCCUGCCCUUGUCCUGCUACCAGAAACCAAAGGAAGAGAUUCCCCCAAGUCCAGAGUGCUGGAGGCAGCACCCGAGCAGGCCAAACUCAGUACCUUACUGCUACUUCAAGAAGCCUGAGAUCUACACGCACUGGCGUACCCUGUAUGAUCAGCGACAGGAACGGGAGGCCCAGAAGAUGUUACGGAAAACGAGAGAUCACCCUAGGUACCUCAAAGGGGCUGCUGCCAUACAAAAAUUCCAUCUCCCCAUGAGCAAGUUGACUAUAAAAUCUGAGGUGGCAUCCAAGGUCUUAGACCCUACUGGGGACCCCUUGAAGUGGCAAAGAUUAAAGGAACUCACAAGAAGCCUGAAAUCUCCCAGAGAGGAUGAGCAGCUCUAUGCGGCACAGGCUCUAGGGAGCCUGGGAAUCAGCGACAAGUUUGUCAUGGACGCACUAUGGCAGGUGGCCCAAACUGGUCCAGAGAAAGUGAAGUAUGAGGCUUGUCGAACCCUAGCCAUCCUGGGUUGCCUGAAUAAGUACGUGAUCCAGGCUCUCAUCAAGCAGUUGAAGGGGCAAAAUGAGGGGCAAAGGAUGGAUACUCUGACAGGACUGCAAGCGGCUCUGAACUCCUGGGCUGCUGUCCCCAAAGACAAGAGGACUCAAGUUGGGAACGAAGGGAAGUUGGUACCUGUGCUGCAGACGCUGAUAAAGAAGUCAUCAAAUGAAGCAGCCAUGGAGGCAGCCCUGUGCUUGGGUUUCCUGAGGCCACACAACAAAAUAGCCCGAGAGUUCUUGCUGCAGUCCCUGUGCCAAGGGCCCAAGACCCAGAGGAUGAAGGCACUUAGGAUGCUGGUCAAGAUGAUGCAUGUACACUCAGCCGCAGUCAUCACAGCUAUCCUACACCAGCUGUGCUACUCCAGUGUCCUUGAGCACCGCUUUGAAGCCACCCAGAUGCUCAAGACCAUUGGGCUGGAACAGAUCCAAGCACAGGGGCUGGAGGGACUCACAUUUGACUCGCUCAGGAGGAAGAUGUAUAAUGAACCCUUCCUUGCUAACAGGCAGGCUGUGGCUGAAACUGUGGAAAAGCUCAAGAUGAAGCCUACGAUGAUGAACUUGGUGGAAGCGCAAUUGAUGAACUCAGAUGCCAUUGCACGCCAGGAAGCAAUCAUCUCUUUGGGCGUCCUGGGGAUCCGUAGCCCACAAGUGUUCCACUUGCUCCUAGACAUGCUAGAUGCGGAAAAGAACCAGCCUGUGAAGAAGAGGCUACAAGAAACAUUAAUUCUUUUGGCUUCAAUUGACCCCUGGAUCCAAAACAAGCUGAAGAACAAGGUACUCUUUGUAUAUGAGGCACCUAGGACCAAUGAGAAGGCAGAGCCCACAAGGUUCCGAAAAGAGCCUGUGAAGCCAGAAGAGUUAAAAAUCCAAGACUUCCACCUUGCACAGCUGAACCUGUUUGACGCAAAGUCUAGCACCACGUUGGACCAACAGAAAAAGUUGAGUGCCCAGAAAGGGUUUGCCUCCUACCUCACAUCUGCUUUCCCACCCUGUUUCUCUAAACCACUAAAACAAAAGUCACAGGUCACAGGGCCCUGGACGCCAGAGAUCAGGAGACAGCUCCAGACCCUUGCUAAAACCUCCAAAUAGGCCCAGCCCACACUCUCUCCCUGAGGAUGCUUCUUAGGCUCCCCAGAGAAAACAAUCUAUACUUACCCUACAUGAAUAAAUGAAUGUCACUCUCCCUACCACUGCAGUUCCCUUCAUCAGAGUCUACACUGAAACACAGGUCUCCUCACUCCUGGUUGAAGGUUCCUUCCACUCAGCCACAUGCCCCUUUCAUGAGAAAGAGAGAAGGACAGAGCUAAAGCUGUUCUGGAUGGCCAGCUUGCCUCCCUAAAUUAAGCCCUUGUCUAUGCCUAGAAUUUGAUGACAAAACUAGAGUUGAGCCUAUGCCCAAGAGGGGGCUGCUGAAGGGAAACUAGGAGAAAAUCCUGGAAAGCUUGGCUCUUGGACCAUUUCCUCUUACCAACUUGACCCAUCCCCCACUACUAUCAAUCUAGCUCUUUUAUCCCCACUACCAGUUCUUUGACUUUCAUCACUAAGCUCCUGACUUCCCUGCAUUCUGUUAGUCUGUAUCCCUGUUAGCCCCCUUUCAUUUUUUCUUCCUACUCAGCCUGGACUCCUUCCAUCAACCACUAUCCUUACUAUUCCCAUACCUCCACUAUCACCUCUCUGACUAGUAAAAUCCCUAACUCUAAAUCAAAUUGCCUCUGUUCCUAUAACCAAGUUGCUGACUAAAGCUGGAGAAAAAUCACAAUCGGUACAGACUGGUACCCCCAAAUACUUGCCCCUUCCUUAACUAAGCCCUUAUUCUUGUCUGGCAAUUUUAUGGGUUCCUAGUCAUGAUACUUUCCUAUUUCCCACAAUGGUUAUCUCAAGCCUUCUCUAUCCUCACACUCCUUAAAUCUCCUCAAACUUUCUAUCAUAUUACUUCCCCAAAUCUCAGUAGACUUUCUCUUCAGGGAAAAAAAAAAGACAUCAGAUGGAAUUACCUCAACUUCCUGCCACCUGUUGUAAGCAUCCUCAUAUAUAGUAGUUAAGAGCACAGGCUCUAACGCCAGACGCUUGGGUUAGAAUCCUGGCUCUGUGACUUACUAGAGAUGUGAUCUUGGGCAAGCUGCUUAACCUCUCAGUACCCCUGUUCCUCACUGUACGCUCUGACAAGUCCCUUCCAGUGUCAAUCAAAAUCAUUUACACCAUUCACCUCUUCCAUGAAAGGUUUCCUAUAUCUCCUUGCCUCAUGGCAUUGUGAGAAUUAAGUAAGUUAACAUACAGACUGCUUAUAACAGUGCCUGGCACAUAGUUAUCUCCCAAUAAAUGUCAGUUAUUUGUUAUUACUAUUACAGCAACUGUACCUAUCCUUACCUCCAACCACAAUGCAAGAGGCAUUCUCCUCUUCUAAGGCAAACCCUCCACCAGUGUUCUGGAUGCCAUUCCUUCAAGGGUUUCAACAUCAAUUAUCCCCAUUUCCUUCCAAGCAGGGUACAAACAUGCUCAAUUCUCAUCUAUCUUAAAAAUAACUGCCCACAAACCCCUAUCUCUGUCUUACCUCAUCCCACCUCUAAUCAUCCUUCAUAAUCAAGAUUCUUAAAUAAUUGUCCACAUCACCUGUAUCCAUUUCUCUAAUUUCUAUUAUUCAUUAUCUCACUUCAGUUUGGGUUCAGAAUUCAAUUCUCUACCAAAACUGCUUUUGCUAAGACAGUGGUUCUCAACAGGGGCAAUUUUCUGACUUGGCAAUGUCAGAAGACACUUUUGGUUGUCACAACCAGGGGCUGCUACUGAUGUCUCGUGGUAGAGGCUAGGAAUGCUGCUAAACAUCCUACAAUGCACAGGGAAGCUCCCACAAUAAAGAAUUAUCCAACCCAAAAUAUCAGUAGUACCAAAGUGGAGAAACUCUGCUAAGAUAAUUUACAACCUACAUAUUGCUAAAUAAAUGAGUGCUUUCUCUCCUUUAUAUGAGCUGGCCUGGCCUGAGCACUUGACACCAUUAGCUUUUCCCUCCUUGAAAUCCAUUCUUCCCUGGGGUUGCACUGACACCUCAGUGGCCAUUCCCAGUCUCUUGUUUCAGGAUUCUCUUCUGUUAUCUCUUAAAUAUCAGUAUUUCUCAGGGUUCUGUCCUAGGCUCUUCUCUCUCUACAGUCAUGCAUCGCUUACCAAAGGGGAGACAUUCUGAGAAAUGUGUCAUUAGGUGACUUUGUCAUUGUGCGA
This is a messenger RNA of Equus caballus (horse), 6161 nucleotides long. It is a transcript of the gene HEATR9, whose product is annotated as HEAT repeat containing 9. The record is from RefSeq and is a predicted model, not a curated record. NCBI's taxonomy places the organism in Eukaryota, Metazoa, Chordata, Mammalia, Perissodactyla, Equidae.